UCUUCAUUAGACAACAUGGCAGGGCGUUUUCUCAGUGCUUUACUGUUUAUCUUGGUUCUGGGAUUUGAGCGGGGAUCCUCUUCUGUUUUGAACGACCCAGACCGGUUAAAAGGAGACACCUACACUACAGCAGACGUGGCGGAUGACCUUGCCGAACUGAAUCACCUGAACACGGAACUGGCGCAAGACAGCGUGUCGGCCGACGUUUGUAAAGAGAUCAAAGAUGAAUUCAAAGCCGUGGAGAAAAAAUCCAUGGCUGAAGCCAAAAAAGAAAAACACGAUAGCCAAGCAGCAUCUAGAACAAGUCUGAGAAAAAGCUUCCAGAUAUUACAACAUGGUAAAAGAUCAGUGGUGGACGACUCGAAAGUGCUGAGGUCGUUACAGAAUGAAGCUUGUGUCAAAUGCGCCAUACGAGACAUUUGUAAGACGAGGAAGGUUUUGAACCUUCUAGGAAUACCUUUGAAGAUGAGAAGGAAAGAAAGAGAAAGCAAAUGCAGGAGGAAGGUUCUUGAAUGUUUGGAACACCGACCGUUAGGUGACAUUGAAUGUCCACAUAAGUCUGAGGCCCGUUUCCGAACAAUUGAUGGAACUUGCAAUAAUGUGGAUCAACCCUUUUUUGGAGCAGCUGGUACUCCAUUCAGACGAGUACAACCAGCUGAUUAUGCAGAUGAGGUCUCGGCACCUCGCGUGGCACAAAGUGGAGACAAGUUACCCAACGCGAGAGACGUGAGUCGUUUCGUCCAUGGCAGCAAUGCAGACCGCCGAAACCCUAAUUCUCCAUGGCUGACCCACCUGGCCAUGAAUUGGGGUCAGUUCCUGGACCAUGACUUAACGCUGGCGGAAGCUCAAGGAGUUACUUGUGAAACUGUUCCCUCUACUGAGCCAGAGUGUUUCAACGUUGAAGUUCCGGCCGAUGAUGACGUCUUCCAAAGCAGGGAUGUUAGAUUCUUUGAAGUGAUUCGAGAUGCUCCCCAUGAGUUUAAACCAGAGUGUUCACCAGGACCAAGAGAGCACACCAACAUAAUAACAGCUUACAUCGACGGCUCCAACGUUUACGGCUCUGACGAGGAGGAGGCUGAACACCUUCGAGCACCCGACGGGACAAUGAGAAUUAUGAAACCUCGUCACGGCUGCCCCUUGGGGGAUUUUUUACCUGCACAAACAGAUCCUGAGAUACCAUGCGUGUCAAAAGAUCCUAACAGACCUUGUUUCGUAGCCGGAGACGAGCGCGCGAACGAGAAUCAAGGUCUCAUGUCAGUUCAUACUCUCUUCGUCCGGGAGCAUAACCGAAUAGCAACAUUUUUUGGCGAAAACUCAGAAUGGAAAGAGGAGCGGAUUUACCAGGAGACCAGGAGAAUAGUUGGGGCGGAAUUACAAUUCAUUACAUAUGAAGUCCCAGUACCAGUCAGUCCACGACGUCGAUCUUUUCGUUGGAGGAAUGCUGGAGCCUGCAGAUGCCGAGGGAGGAGCACUAGGGAAAACUUUUCAGUGUAUAUUAACCGAGCAGUUCAAACGCCUACGAGAGGGUGACCGCUUCUGGCAUGAAAACGCACCAAACCGAAGCCUGGACACCGAUAAAACAGCUUUUACGCAAUGCCAGCUGCAAGAAAUAAGAAAGGUUACAUUGGCCAAGAUAAUCUGCGACAAUGCUGAGAGCAUUCCUUCUAUCCCCAGGAGGGUGUUGCAACAAUCAAAGAUAUUCGUCGAUUGUAAUAAGCUGCCCGAAAUGAACCUGGAUGUGUUUACACCAGAUUUCAAAUGUCGGCAGAUAAAACCACCGUACGGCGAUUUUCUUUCCAUAGGAAAACUCGAUAAAAUAAGAGAAAGAUUCAUGAUCGAAGAGAGAGAAGUCGGGGAUAAAACUGCAAAUCUAAUUGUAGUUUUCAGUCACUAUGCCACAUCGAACAUGGUGGGCCAUAUCCACAGUGGAUUGGUCCUAUUACUGAUCCUCGGUUUGGGGAUGACGUCUUCUUACAUUAUUGAUGACCCAUACCCGUCCAACAAAGAAAUGGAAACAGUGGAGGACAUGACAGAUGAGAUGACAAAGUUAGACGAAAUCAGCGCACGGGGCAUAGACAAAAAACGAGAACAACAGUUAGAAAAGCGAGACGCUAAGACAAUAGUUGAAACGAAAGCUGACGCUCUUAGAAAAGGAUGCCAAGAUGAGGCCGAAAAAAAGUAUGAUGAAAAAAUGCUGGCGGAAAAAGAAGAAGGGAAGAAAAAUGCCCUACUUAAACACUACAUAUCACUACAGCAUGGGGAAAAAUCUCGCCAAGAAGGUGAAGAGUGGCUUCAGUCAAAACAAAGUGAAUUUAUUACUGUUUGCCUUGUAAGACAACUUUGUGAAGACCAAGGAGUCCUUGCAGCACUUGGACUUUCUCCGAGUAGUGAAAAGAAGGACUGCGCAUUGAACAUUUUUAGGUUAUUUGAAGGCGACGUACACCCUGAUGAAAACAUAAGGUGCAAUCCAAACGCUCGUUUCCGAACAGCCGACGGAACUUGUAACAAUUUGGAUAAUCCUAGACAAGGAGCAGCAGGUGAUCAAUUUCAGCGCCUGGCGGAAAAUGACUACGCAGAUGGCAUCUUGGAACUUCGCGUAGCAAAGGAUGGCUCAGAGUUACCGAACGCGAGGACAGUGAGUUUGGAAGUCCACGGAAGUAACGCAGACCGAACCAAUCCUGAUUCUAUGGUGCUCACCCACUUGACAAUGAACUGGGGACAGUUUAUGGAUCAUGACCUCACGCUAGCAGAGUUUCCGGGUAUUAACUGUGAACCUCCAACCAAAGACCCUGAGUGUAUCAACAUUGAAAUUCCAGAAAAUGAUGUCAUAUUUAGGUCUAAGGGUGUCUUUGAUAUUGAAAUGGAGCGAGACUCUGCUCACGUACCAGAAGAGCUUGGCAAACUUGCUCCACGAGAACACACCAACAGUAUUACAGCCUACAUUGAUGCAUCCAAUGUGUAUGGCUCAAGCGAGGAGGAGGAGGAUAAUCUUAGGGCCCCAGAUGGGUCAUUGAAAAUUAUGAAACCACCACACGGCUGCCCUCUGGGCGACCUAUUACCUGCAGCUUUCCCCGAAACGUUUUGCGAGUCUGUAGAUCCAAACACACCUUGCUUUUUGGCAGGAGACGAGCGCGUAAACGAAAAUCAAGGUCUCAUGUCAGUUCACACUCUGCUUGUUCGUGAGCACAAUCGAAUCGCAGCUUUCUUCAGUAAACGUACUCAGUGGAAUCCAGAGCGAAUUUACCAAGAAGCAAGGAAAAUCGUUGGCGCGAUCCUACAACACAUCACAUACAGUGAAUUCCUGCCCUUAAUUUUGAGCCCCAGGACGAGAAGAGACUUUAAUCUGAAUCUGGAAAGAGGGACAAAUUAUUUUGAAGGCUAUAGCGAGGAUGUCAACGCCCAAAUGACCCAGGCCUUCUCAACGGCUGCAUACCGCUUUGGCCACAGUUUGGUGCAAGAAGAGUUCAGACGUUUUACUCAAGAUGGCUUUGAACACAUAUGUGACAAAAAUUCAAAGGCAGAGUACCUGCCUAUCCAAGUGAGGGAUUUUGGCAAUCCAAUUUUCCUUUAUGACAAGUGUAAUGGAGCAAUUGAUUCUAUUUUUAGAGGCCUGAUGAAAAUGCCUGCUGCAAAAAUAGAUGGGCGUUUUUCCAGCGCGGUGCAAGAACACCUGUCGCGAGGUGAGGGCGAUAUCGCCGAUCUCAUUUCCCUCAACAACCAAAGAGGUCGUGAACAUGGUGUUCCUGGCUACACAGUGUAUCGUAACCUCCCUUUGUGCAACAUUGCACCAAAGGUAAAUAGUUUCGACGACCUUAAGAAAGCUGGCUUUGAUCCCAAGGACAUCAAAAACCUCAAAAAAGUGUACAAGGACGUCGAAGACAUCGAUCUUUUUACCGGAGCAAUGUUGGAACCUGAUCCCGUCAACGGAGGGCUCCUAGGGCCAACCGCUCAGUGUAUCAUAGCAGAUCAGUUCAAUCGCUCUAAAUCGGGAGAUCGCUUUUGGUAUGAAAACGCACCAGAUCCAGAAAAGAAUACCGACAACACAGCGUUUACGCGAUGCCAACUUCGCGAACUCAGAAGAGUUAGUGUGUCCAAGCUUAUCUGCGACAACAUGGACUUCAUCCCUGCAGUCCCGAGGUUUGGAUUCAUACAGUCCAAGACUCUUGUUGACUGUGAUAAGCUUCCAGAAAUGGACCUUAGAGUGUUCACAACACGCAGAUGUAAUAUCCCAGCCAGAAGUGAUAGCGUGAGUAAUGAUAGCGAGAGUGGUGAUAGCGAAGUGGAUGACUACCGCUUGAACGACGAGUUGUAAAGGUCACGCCGGUGGAACGAUGGAAACAGAAGAAAUAAAACCAUUUUUUUUGCCAUGCGUUUCACAACACAUUCAUCACAUUCACUUCAUAAUUAAGAAGAAGCAAUUUUUGUGCUGGGUUGAAUACGUUUUCUGCGCGUGUUAGAUAGCUGUAAUUUUCGCGACAAUCGUAAUGUUGUUUGUCUAAUUUAAACUUUAGGAGAAGCUUUGAGAAGCCACUUUUUCAUAAAUAUCUACCUUACCAACUCCUCAUCAUAUUUAUUUUAAAUUGGUUGCGAUUUCGAUAUCUGACUUUAGAGUUUCCAAUUAGACGUUUCAUCUUUAAAAGGAGCGUUUGCUUAGCAAAAACAAUUUCUUUAAAACGUAUUCAACCAAAUGCACACGAGAAGUAACAAUAAUUUUUAAGGCUGCUGCGUUCUUUUUUAUAACUAUUAUUUUCGCAAUAACUUUUUGGAACAAGUUCAAUUCAGUAACCGCCAGGGAAUGAGUACAUGGAUGCUUUGUAAUCAUGUUUGAAUACAUAAUAAAAUGAUGAAAAAUCUUUCAUCAUGA
Molecule: messenger RNA, 4864 nt
Organism: Pocillopora damicornis (cauliflower coral)
Lineage: Eukaryota; Metazoa; Cnidaria; Anthozoa; Scleractinia; Pocilloporidae
Product: salivary peroxidase/catechol oxidase
Biological process (GO): response to oxidative stress
Molecular function (GO): heme binding; peroxidase activity
Source: RefSeq, a predicted model, not a curated record